Molecule: messenger RNA, 751 nt
Organism: Hibiscus syriacus
Lineage: Eukaryota; Viridiplantae; Streptophyta; Magnoliopsida; Malvales; Malvaceae
Exons: 6
Coding region: 145-726 (193 amino acids)
Biological process (GO): box C/D snoRNP assembly
Molecular function (GO): box C/D methylation guide snoRNP complex binding
Source: RefSeq, a predicted model, not a curated record
CCUUCCUCCUCCUCUAGUCCCUGACCCUAACCUUCUAUUGCCUUCAAGUUUCUUACAGACAAAAAAAAAAAAAAAUAAGUUAGUGUUUUUAUUCCUAAACUUGAAGAUUGAUUUUCAGGCCUCCCCUCCAUCGAACAGAAAAAAAUGGGAAGUUCAAGCAAAGAUCUUCUACGGUUUGAGCACAAGGCUUGCUCUUCUUCACCCCUUGAAUCUGCGCUUGUUGUUUGUAAGGAAAAGGACUCAAACUCUCAGAUUGAUGCUGCUAAGAAACCAGCCAUUGCCCAGAUUCCUAAAAGUCAAGUUUUGGGAAAAGUGAAAGAUUUCUUGGGAGUCAUGGCUGAAGCUAAUAAAAGGCUGGAGCUUGAAGCAAAGAAUAAUUCUCAGGCCUAUGAUAUUGAAGUACUCAAUGGGAAUGACUCUGAAGUCAUUGAAAUGGAUUUGAUGUUAGGUGUAGCUGAUCUUCACACACCUGAGGCUCUGGCUGCUGCUGAAUCUGCAAUUGCUGGUGAUCAGCCGGUGAUUACGGUAUCUGGUGGUGGUAGUAAUAGUGGAACAGAAUCAGAUGCUAGCAGCGAUGAGGAAAGUGACGGUGAUGGUAACAAUGAUAACGGAACAUCCUGCCCUAGGGAACUUGAAAGACCCGAUACGGGCAAAGACAAUGCUGUUAGUGAAGCAGCAGGAAAGAGUAGAUCGAAGAAGCGGGCGAGGAUAGUUGAGCUAUCUUGAGAAUCAUUUUUUUGUCGAAAGGAUC